AUGGAGGCUGGAGGGCUGAUCACCGAGGUCGGUUGGAUCGAGUUCGACUUCCUGUCGCACGGCGAGGAGUCGGAGGUGAUGGCGCAGCUGCUCGGUGCCUUCCCCUCCCAUGGCGAGGAAGGUCAGCAUGACCUGCCUUGGCCUGAUCAAGCUUCCAAUGCAUACAGUGACAGUAUUCCACCUGCAUGUGAGGGCUACUAUUUUUUUAGCAACUCAAAUGAGGCCCUUGGGAGCAGCUCCUGCACUGCACCAGCAGAUGCCCUGGGCUCAGUGCAGGAGGAGCAUGGUGCAGCUGAGUUUUUGAAUGUGGCUGCAAACCAUUCCUUCAACUGUUAUGGGAAUGGUGAUCCGAGCUGUCAGGAUCUGGAUGAUCCGAGCAUCAGUAUGCUUGGCUCAGUAAGUGCCACGACAAACAAGAGCAAGAGGAAGCACAUGGCAGAAGAGCACGAUGGCCACACCCAAACAAGAGGGCGGAAAUGCGCGCGGAAUGUUGGUGAAACUAAGCGAGCCAAGAACGCCAAGAAGAGUGGAGACGAAGACUCCAGCAUGGCCAUCCCAAAUGGAAGCCCGACGAGCUGCUGCACCUCUGACAGCGAUUCGAAUGCCUCUCUGGAGUCUGCAGACACCGAUGCUCGUCGCCCCAAAGGCAAGGGCCGGGCAGGCCAUGGCGCGACGACUGAACCCCAGAGCAUCUAUGCAAGGAAGAGGAGGGAAAGGAUCAACGAGAGGCUGAAGAUCCUGCAGAACCUGGUGCCCAACGGGACCAAGGUGGACAUCAGCACCAUGCUUGAGGACGCAGUCCACUACGUCAAGUUCCUGCAGCUCCAGAUCAGGCUCCUGAGCUCUGACGACACGUGGAUGUAUGCGCCCAUCGCGUACAACGGGAUGAACAUCGGGAUCGAUCUCAACAUGGACAGAUGA
This is a messenger RNA of Miscanthus lutarioriparius, 921 nucleotides long. Lineage: Eukaryota; Viridiplantae; Streptophyta; Magnoliopsida; Poales; Poaceae. The record is from the annotation of a GenBank genome assembly.